Messenger RNA from Oncorhynchus masou masou (cherry salmon), 1044 nucleotides. Its product is annotated as leucine-rich repeat-containing protein 30-like. The record is from RefSeq and is a predicted model, not a curated record. NCBI's taxonomy places the organism in Eukaryota, Metazoa, Chordata, Actinopteri, Salmoniformes, Salmonidae. Gene Ontology annotation, molecular function: protein binding.
CUCUUUAGCGUCUUGUUGUCUUGACAUUGGUAUUCCUGCUGAAGGAGCACCAAUGGGACACAAGCAGUCCAAGGAAGAGGAGAUGAAGAGGCAGGCGAGGAAGAGUGCCGGCCGUGAGGACAGCUUGACGUCGGCAGAGAGGAUCCGCAACCACGCGUACAAACAGUGGGGCUACAGCAUACUGAGCCUGGCCCGCCGCGGCCUCAAGGAACCCCCCAAGGAACUGUGGGAGCUGACGGAGCUCGAGAAGCUCAACCUGUCGUUGAACUGCCUGCGGGCUCUGCCUCCCGCCCUCAGCAUCCUCAGCAACCUGGUGGUCCUCAACCUGUGGGGAAACCAGCUGACCAGCCUGCCCCCAGAGAUCGGCCAGCUCAGACACCUCCGUGUCCUGUUCUGCUACCGCAACCAACUGACCGAGGUUCCAGAGGAGCUGGGCAACUGCACCAGGUUGGAGGUCCUCAGCCUGGCCAACAACGAGAUAUCUGGCCUCCCUGCCUCCUGCGCCAACCUGACCUGCCUGAGGAAGCUCAAUCUCAGCCACAACAAAAUUGUUCACAUCCCCGGCUGCGUUUACACCAUGAAGAGACUGGUAUUCCUCCACCUGGCCUGCAACAGGCUGGAGUGCAUCGCUGAGAGCAUAGCGGCACUGGUGGAGCUCAAGAUCCUCAUCGUGGAGGGGAACGAGAUCCACUCGCUGCCCAAGAUGAUAUGCUGCCUGACGCAGCUGGAGCUGCUCAACGUGGACUUCAACGACAUCCAGAACGUGCCCCAGGAGAUGCACCAGCUCAGCAGGCUGGAGAAGCUGGCCUACCACCCUCUGGAUAAGGGACUCCACAUCAUGCAGAACCCCUUGCAGAAGCAAAUCAAAGAGGUGCUGGAAGGAGGCCUCAUCGCCCUCUUUAAUUAUCUGAAAUCUAAUUAAGACUCCUCCACAGAAUUUCUUCUGGGGACCCAUUGUUGUUCUCCAUGAAGGAACUAAAUGUACAUCCAUUGUUGUUGCUCAUGAGGAGGAUGCGAUUUUUAAUUUACUGUACAUAACAAGAU